GUGGAAGGAGGCGCCAUAGGGAUUGAAAAGGCCGGGAGGGUAGGCUGGCCGGCCUGGCAGGCUUCCUCCGCGCCGAGAUACUCCGCCUAGAAUCGUCUUGGAGGCGUUGGGCCUGUCGCUUAAGGGGUCAAUGGGCCACAUUUGCUCGAUCCUGGUACCUUUUAGAUGGAUGGAUGCAGCCACCCGGAAAGCUUGCGGCCGUUGCAAGUAUCCGACUGGAGGGAAAGCAUAAGCCAAUAUACCAUGCACUGAGUGACCUUGGAGAUCAUGUCGUCAUAAUUAACACAAGGCAUAUUGCUUUUUCUGGCAACAAAUGGGAGCAGAAGGUGUACUCAUCACAUACUGGAUACCCCGGUGGCUUCCUGCAACUUACAGCUGCUCAGCUUCAUAAAAAAGAUCCAACAGCAAUUGUAAAACUGGCUAUCUAUGGAAUGCUCCCAAAGAACCUUCACAGAAGAACUAUGAUGGAAAGGCUACAUCUCUUUCCUGAUAAUGUUAUCCCUGAAGACAUUCGUAAGAAUCUGGUACAGGAGCUUCCACAGCCACGCAAAGUGCCCAAGAAAUUAAAUGAAUAUACACAAGAGGAAAUUGAUGCUUUCCCAAAGAUCUGGACUCCGUAAGUGUGUCAUAAAGUC
Molecule: messenger RNA, 635 nt
Organism: Python bivittatus (Burmese python)
Lineage: Eukaryota; Metazoa; Chordata; Lepidosauria; Squamata; Pythonidae
Source: RefSeq, a predicted model, not a curated record